Fopius arisanus is the source of this 1417-nucleotide messenger RNA. RefSeq lists its product as uncharacterized. The record is from RefSeq and is a predicted model, not a curated record. The transcript has 3 exons. NCBI's taxonomy places the organism in Eukaryota, Metazoa, Arthropoda, Insecta, Hymenoptera, Braconidae. Bases 138 to 593 code for a protein of 151 amino acids.
UCAAAAAUUCUGAUAACCAUGACUCAUGUGGAUGCGGAGGGUUCCCUGAUGAAGACAUUAAUUGCAAUCAAGUUGAAGAAGAAGAAGAGCCAAAGAUAAAUUCUGAAAUAGUGGAAACCGGCUGUCCAUACAAAGAGAUGGAAAUAAUAAUCAAUGACAAUCGAAUGGUCCUGAGAAUUCAGCGUCUUCCACCCUCUCCAAAGGAAGAGUGGGAACCUCCAUGCGAUUGUCUUCCUGGGGGGGCCCCCCAAAAAACGGAGCCCCAAACUCAAAGAGUCAUUACAGCAGCUCCCAUUCCACCUCAUCAAUCCACCAAUCAAUCCCCACCGCUCGUUUCUUCAAGACCAAUCGAUCUCGUUGAUAAUCCCAACAUGUUUCUCCUCAAGAUCCGCAAGCGUUCGGAAACUAGUGAUAGAAAACGGGAGAAUCUUGACCUGGAAUUCAGAACCCCCAGGCCGUGGCUCCCAAAGCCCCCCGAGAAGAGAAAAAAAUCAUUUCGGGAAGAAUAUGAAGAACAAAAAGAGAAUCAAGCCAUUAGUGAAGACAAUGUGCCACCGACUAAGCAGAAAAAAUCGAAAAAAGGAAAAAAAUAGAAAUCCAAUUGUUUAAUGAAUUGAUCAUGAAACGAUGAAUGCAGCAAUCCGAUUUUCUACUGCAUUCUCCUCGAAAUUAUCUGAACAAUAAUCGAUAUCUUCUUUGACUACUGAAUUUCGACAGACCUCAAAUAGAGAUCAAUCAAAUGGUGUCUAUUGUGUUUAAACACAAUGCCCCAAGGUUCUUCAAGAAAGGAUCAGCUACUGGUGAUGAUCAGCAGAAUAACAGGUGCCAAAGGUACCUCCAUGCAAUAUCGAUAUUACAAAAUCUCUUUAAGCCAUUACCAAAAAAUUCCACACCUUUACACGAAAAAUGUAUAACCACUUCACGGAAUGAUUAAUGCACUGGCAGUUUAUUGCGUGGGUCGGACACUUAAGUUCCCAAGAGGUCUAUCACGAAAUUCCAAAAAUUUAUCAGGUUGGAAGGAAAUUUUCUCACGAGUCGAAGUAACUUUGGGUCAGGUGUUUUGUCAAUGUUGAAUGGUUGUGCACUGAUCGGGUCAUUCAUUCUGGUCUGCAGUCACCCGCCUACUACGAGCCCCAUUUUUAAGUAAGAAUAGCACACACUGAGGUCAUAUAGACUCAAUAGAAAAGGUAAAAAAGAAAAUCUCCAGUGAAAAAAUUGACAAGAGAAUAAAAACUAUUUCUCUUGCCGAGUGUAUUGUACUCGAGGCAAAAACGAUUAUGAUCGUUUAUGGUUGAUGGUAUUAUCCAUUGAAAAAGUAACAGUAGAUUGCAGGUGACAUUCCUGGCAUUAAUUUUAGAGGACAAAUUGUCGUGAUGAGUGAGGCAAACACUUUGGUGGUUAUCAGUGAUUAAAUUUG